Lemur catta (Ring-tailed lemur) is the source of this 3673-nucleotide messenger RNA. RefSeq names its product MyoD family inhibitor domain containing (gene MDFIC). Lineage: Eukaryota; Metazoa; Chordata; Mammalia; Primates; Lemuridae. The transcript has 5 exons. The record is from RefSeq and is a predicted model, not a curated record. Bases 434 to 1174 code for a protein of 246 amino acids.
GAGAAGCGCUGGAGUGUAGGAGCGGUGGAAGGGGCGCGAGAGAGGCAGAGGGGGAAAAAGGCCCCCUCGGGGGGGACCGGCCGGAGCGAGCCGGCUGGGAAGAGGGGGCGGAGUGCGCGGAGCCAGGGGAGUCGCCGCUGCCGCAGUUGCCGCCACCGCGGCGUCUAGGCUGAGCCGGAGGGAGGCGGGGAGGGACGCGCAGGGGCGGCCGCCGCCGCCGUCGUCAGGCCACCGGGGCGACAUGCGGCCGCUGCCCGAGCCUCGCUAACUUUCCGGGCGGAAGAGGAGGAGGAGGAGGAAGGGGCUGUGAGCUGUUGGGGGGAUGCCGAGAAGCAGUCAGUUCCCUGCACCCAACACCUAAGGCCCUUCCUCCGUGCGCCCCGCGGGGCGGCGAGCUGGGCGGCGGCGCGGCGCGGGCUCGGCGGCGCGGCCCAUGUCCGGCGCGGGCGAAGCUGCCGCUCCCCGGCCCGCGGGGCCGCAGCGCGCGGCCGAGGCGGGCGGCGGCCGGCCCGGCGCCCGGGCCCAGGGAAAAUGUGAUAAAGACAAUACUGAGAAAGAUAUAACUCAGGCUACCGAUAGCCACUUCACACAUGGAGAGACGCAAGACCAGUCCAUUUGGGGAAAUCCUCUGGAUGGUGAACUCAUCAGAACCCAACCUCAGCGCUUGCCUCAGCUUCAAACUUCAGCACAGGAACCGAGCGAGGAGGAAAUAAGCAAGAUAAAGAACGGCCACACAAGUCUGAGCAAUGGAAAUGGAAUUCACCACGGGGCCAAACAUGUAUCCGCAGAUAAUCGCAAACUUUCAGCACCUGUUUCUCAAAAAAUGCAUAGAAAAAUUCAGUCCAGCUUGUCUGUAAACAACGAUAUCAGUAAAAAGAGCAAAGUAAAUGCUGUCUUUUCCCAAAAGACAGGCUCUUCACCUGAAGACUGUUGUGUCCACUGUAUCCUGGCAUGCUUGUUCUGUGAAUUCCUGACCCUCUGCAAUAUUGUCCUGGGACAAGCGUCGUGUGGCAUCUGCACCUCAGAAGCCUGCUGCUGUUGCUGUGGCGAUGAAAUGGGGGAUGACUGUAACUGCCCUUGUGACAUGGACUGUGGCAUCAUGGACGCCUGUUGUGAAUCAUCAGACUGUUUGGAGAUCUGUAUGGAAUGCUGUGGAAUCUGUUUUCCUUCGUAAAUAUUUAUCUUUUGUUUGUGUUAAAACUGGAGAGUGUUUUAAAUUUUUUUUUCUUUUGAGGGGGUAGAAAAGCACAUGGUAAGAUUCUCAUAAAGCAAUGCGGUAUUUGCACUGUUAACUUGUUAUUUUAAGUAAUCUCUGAAUGCCUUUUUUCUUUAACCAAAUCUACAUGGUUUAAUAUGUGAAAUUUCAACUACUUUUUUAGUUUUUUAAACUUCUUAAUAGGUUACAAUAACUUAGGGACAUUUGGAUCCCCCCUCAUAUUAAAUGUCUCCUCCUUUUUAUUGAUAUUUCUGUUUCUUCUAAUCUUUCUUAGGAGUCCCUUGCUCCAAAUAUGUUAUUUCCAAAUAUAUUAUUUAAACCGGACAGUUUAUUUUUAGGUGUGUAUCUAUUGAUGGUUAAAAGUAAGCAUUCUUUGCUUUAAAGUACACUUUGGGGGGAAAAAACCCGCACAAUAGUUGGGCCACCAGUGAUGAUCUCCGCACUCCCUGCCUUAUCUUCUCCACUUGUUCAACCCACCUUGAGUGCCUGCUGUGUAGACUUUCUUGCCCAAACUGUGGAGAUGGGUACCGUUCCUCUCCUGUCCACAGGAAUAUGCAGUUUAGCAGAGGAAAGAGACCUGUAAAGAAUGAACCAUACUAGAAGACAUACUGAAAUGAAGACUACAAGAGAGAUAAACUCAAAAGGCUGUCGUAAUACCCAGAAAGCAGCUGCCAGAAUAUUCAGAAAGGCUUCAAGGAGGAUGUGGCAUUUGAGGAAGCCUCUUAGGAAGAGUGACUCAUCUCCUACUUGAAUGAGUUAUUUAGAUUUAGGACAAAGUUUAAGGUGGACAGCCUGGACUGUGCCUUUAACCAGUUAAAAGAAAAAUGUCUUCAGCAUAUUUUGUUUUUGUGUGUGGCAGACAUACAGCGUUUUAAAGCAAUAAAAUUUAAAUUCACUAAAAACAUGCAUUUUCUUACCUAUAAUUUAAAUGCUAUGAUAAUUUUUGAUGAAACAAUAACGCUAUUAUUUAUAAAUAAUAGCUAUUUUUUAUAAAGAAGAUUGAAUACUUUUGACAAAUUGCAUUUAAAUUCAAAUUGCAUUAUAUUAAAAUCCCAGUGUUCUGAUUUUGAUUUAUUCAAAGGAUUUCUUUUAUUUUGAGAGCUUUAUGUCUUUUUUUUUUUUUUUGAGGGAGGGAUAUUGUUUGUUUGGUUUGUUUGUUAACCAAUGUUAUAUUUUAUACAUACAGUUAAUCUUAAAUGCAAACCAUUCCUUCCAAUGUAGAGAGAAUCUAGACAUCCACUAGUGUGACCAAAUCUCAGUAUUGCAAUUUUAUGUUAAAUUAAACUAAUACGGCAGGUUAUAAAGAUCCUUAAGUAUAAAGAAAUAAGUCAAUUACAAGACUAAUUAUGUAGUUACUGAGACAUAGAGACUGUGUGGCUCAGAUGAAAGGGAGAGUGAAUUUUCAUACACUUUGCUCUCCUACUCAGUCUGAUCUCUCCAAAAUUAUAGUUUGGUUUCAUUUAAUAGAAUUCGUUGUAGAAGUUUUAGAAGUAUACUUUGGGAUUAAUAAUUAUUUUCAGUUUUUCUGGCUGAAUAUCAAAUUGGUAGUAACAACAAAAGCAUACUUUUAGGAAGCCUUUAGCAAAUCUAGACUUUUAAGAGAAAUUUUUAACCUGAAGCAUGAGAACGUCACUUAUGAUUUUUCCUUUGAAAUGAAGCCAGGUUUCUAGUUAUAUCAUUACUUAAACGGCUUAAGAAAUAAAAAAAAAUGUUAGCAAACUCUUGAAUCUCUCAUUUAGUGCUAUUUACACACACACACAAAGCCUUUAAAUUGUUAGAUAUAAAUAGAAUUCUAGUAAACAGCUGUCUCCCUUUUUCUCCUCUAAAGAAUUUCUUUCAUUUGUUACAUCAAAUAUAAGGAGAUCUUUGUACUAUUUCACAAUAAUCAGAAUCUGGAUAUUUACAUAUAUCCAAAAUUAACUUAUGCUUAUAUAUUAGAAGGUAAGAGUAUCAUCUGUUUAUGAACACGUAAAGCCUCCUAAUGACCUGGAAUUGUUAGAAUAUUUAACUUUUUAUCCUGCAGAGUUUUUCAAUGAAGUGGUUUGUCUAAUAUUUAAAUAUAUCCUGCUACUAUUUGUGAUCAAAGUAUUGGCACAUUUGAAAUAAUGUUUCUCCAUAACAGAGAACAUUAAUGGAUACCAGAAUUUUAUUUUCAUAUUUAUAUUCAUAGUAUUUUUCCUCUGUUGUCUACUCCAGGCAGUCAUUCCAUAAAGCAUCUUGUAUAAUUUCAAAAAGAAAAUGAAAAAGUAGGCAAAUGUGAAAAUAGUUUCAAUAUCUUUUAGGAUUUCUGUAUGUAAAAUGUUUUGUUGAAUUAUAUGGCAAUCAUGACUAAGUGCUGUAAUGUACAGUUACAGAUUUGGUCUGUUUUUAAAUGUGGAAACUUAAUCUUAAAUACUUUUAAACUGGACCUGUAUUAUCCUGAAUAUAUUAUUUUAAAAUUAAAAAAGUACUUCUUUA